UAGAAUCCGCAGGGUGGACGGGAGGAAGCUGCAGCACAGCUGUAAGAAAGAACGCGCAUUUUUUGUUGUUGUUGCCCCCCCUUUCUCUCCCCCCUCCUCCCCGCCUCCAGUUUGAGGAAACAUUAAGAUCAUCGAUCUGAAGCCGUCGAUCUGACAGCAGCCGGCGCGCGGUCACAUUCAUGGACAAAGAGAAGUGCGGCGACGUUCGUGCUCAGUGCUCCUGGAUGGAGGUGCAUCAGUUCAUUGGUGACCUUAUCACAUCUGGAAACGCCUUGCAGGAUCAGCCAGAUGUGCUGAACGCAGCGUGGGGCGUUGCUGCCGGUGGUGUUGGUGGUGUUGAGGCUCUGCGUUUCAAAGGUGCCUCACUCGAACCCCUGCAACAACUACGACCUGUCCGGGACAAGUCGGAGGCAGAGCCAGGUCGACGGAUCCAGCCCGGGACGGCACAUAGGAAGGGACAGGCCCGAGACAAGAGACCAGAUGUGCAUAAUGUCUGCACCUGCCCAGGCUGCCCGUCAGCCACGUCUCCACCGUCCUUAGAGACUCUAAAACCGAGGCAGCCUGUGCCCGCGCCCCCUCCCCCGGCCGCCUUGUGCCACCCCAAAGAUCUCCGCGGUGCAGCUUCAAUGAGCCUCGGCGUGAGCUUACCCGAAACCCCUCAACCGAGCAGCACCACGUCCGACCCAGAGAGCACGGCGUCCGCUCAGAGGGAGGACCAGGAGCAAACCGCUCCCACCAGAGCGUCCUCGGGCUCCUUCUCCCACCUCCCCGUGUUCCCCUGCCUGUGUUGCCAUCGCAGCCUGCAGACCUGCGGCCAGAUACUGAGCAACCAGGAAGGCACAGACUCCCUGUUCCCUCACGCCCGCCAUCCUUUUCAUCGCCACCACUGUCCCAUGACCUCUUGCCUCGCCCCGCAGUUCCCCGGCCCCUUUCCCUGCCUGCCCUGCCAGGGCUCCUUUCCCACCUGCUCUCAGGUCUGCCACCACCAGCACAGACAAGCGCACGCUCAGCAACAAGCGGAAAGAGGCGGGGCGGCCGCGGGCGCUUUGUCGCUUCAUCCCUGCAUGCACUGCUCUGCGUCAUUCGCCAGGCCGUCCCAGUUGCUGCAGCACCAGCGCGCCGAGCACGCCCAAAAGCCGCCCGGCUUCCUCUGCACGGAGUGCGGCAGGGCCUUCAACUCGCACAGCAACCUCCGCAUCCACCUCAACGUGCACACCGGCGCCCGGCCCUACACCUGCUCCGACUGCGGGAAGAGCUUCAGCCAGUCGGGGGCUCUGAAGAUCCACCGGCGGAUUCACACCGGCGAACGGCCGUAUUCAUGCGGGUUUUGCGGCAGGGGGUUUCCCCACCUGGCGGGGGUCCGGGCCCAUCAGAGGACCCACACAGGAGAGAAGCCCUACUGCUGUAGCCAGUGCGGCAAAUGUUUCACCCAGUCGGGAGCCCUGAAGAUUCACAUGCGCAUCCACACGGGAGAGAGGCCCUUCGCCUGCAGAUUUUGCGAGAAGAGCUUUUCCAACCGCUCCGGGAUCCGCUUCCACUACCGCACGGUCCACGGGCUCGCCCCUGAGCACGCCGGGCAAGCCGGAGCCGGGCAAGCCUACCGGGGGUCGGCCGGACGCAGCUGUCAACCCGGACGUCCCAGGAGUUUUCCUCCGACCAGCGUGGCGAUGAGUACGUCUAACGGCUCGGAUAGGAGCACGCACGCCGCUCCCGAGUGCACGGAGCCUCCGGCCGGCGGUCAGGCCGGUAAUGAGAGCAAGUCGCAGUUAGAGGGAACAAAUCCAGGCAGCAACAGAGGGAUGCUCGUGUACACGUGUGAGGACUGUGGCCUGCGCUUUAAGGACGCCCCAUCCAGAAACAGGCACCAGGCUCUGAUGCACUACUCGGACGAGGAGGAGGAGGAGGAGGUGGAAGAGGAGGAAGAGUUAAGCACAAACAAGGGGGUCCACAAUAACAGCGGGGAGUGAAAUCAUGCUGUUGGUGCAUUACAACAUCUGAGUAAAUAGUGAUUGCAUGUUGAAUACAUUCUGUGGGUAAAGGUGCAGUUUACAAGGUUGGAAGCAUUUCUAUUGCCUCUCAAUAGCCGGCGGCCAGAGGCUAACAACGUCGACAGGGCUAACUGCUGUUAGCCGACAGGCAUUUACCUGAAGAGCAACCUCACAUGCACUAAAAGAAUGCACGUCCGACCCGGCUAUGUGCACGGAGCAAGAGGGAGCUCAACACAAACACACACACACACACAGAGGGGAAGAGGACUUCAGUAAGGGGAGUUGUAUUCAUGCUCUCAAUCCCGUACAUUGCACACUCAAAGCAACUUUGAGGAACUUUGAUUUGGGCCGUCCCUGUGGACGAAAGUGUCUCCAAGCACCAGGGCCUCUUUUAGAAAACCCAGCAAUACGCCCAUCUGCCCGCUCAUGCCCUUGUUUACUGCUGUGAACAUGUGGCUCAUAUAAAGCUAUAAGUAUUAAACCGUUUCCUGAUCAGUUGUAAGUUUAACUUACUAGUUUUGCUCCAGCUGCCUGACUGAAAAUUCAUCACUGCCGCAGGCUUCACAUGUUGCUGCAAUCACACAUGAGGCCAACUUAUUAAGUAUUUCUCUUAUAGUUGUUCUAUUGUGCCUUAUCCAGCAGGGUUAGAGGUCAGCGAGGUAAGCACUAAUUAUGAAACCACAAUGUUUAUUAAAGCAUUUUGAAAAAAGUUGAAUUACAAUUUUUGAGGGGCUUCUAGUGAAAUUAAAUAUAAAACGCUUAGUAAUGGGGAAAGUUUCCUCUUCUUUUACUCUUGGUGUAAACAAUAGCAAUGACUACAAUUUAGUUGAAUUCAUUUCUUUCUCUUAGAAAUUUAAUUUAAGAGCUUUAUUUUCCCACACAGAUAUCUAUGAAAAUAUUAACUUUGCAUAGAAAAGUGGAAUUACGUUACUCUCCAGUGGCAAAACCCCCCGAAUACUAAAGCCACAUACUGGAAUUGUUUAAUACGUUUUUCUAUCUUGCUCAUCAUAAUCAUGAUAUCUUGCCUGUUGUGCCUUUCUGUGUUAUACCACAAUACAAAAAAAAUGUAAACAUUUUUAUUUGUUACUAUGAAUGUUAUAAAUGGGUGAUAAUUAUCUGAGUAAAUUGAACCAGGAGUCAAAUAAUUGCAAAACAUUCCUGUUUAUGGCUCAGCAGAGCCCCCCAGUGGUUACACAAAGUAAUAGCAACAACCCUGACCACUUUGUUACAUUUAGAAAUUUGUUUUCACUCAACAUUUUGAAAUAUACAUUGUGAACACAACGUGAAGACAUGUAACAUUUCAUCCACUCUUGCCUGUUUAAUACCCUGCGUACAUUGCUGUAUGUAUUUCCUGAAAGUGCAGCUUGUGUUUAAACAUUUUAAUAAACAUUAUCACUGAGGGGAAACUGAA
Molecule: messenger RNA, 3399 nt
Organism: Gasterosteus aculeatus aculeatus (three-spined stickleback)
Lineage: Eukaryota; Metazoa; Chordata; Actinopteri; Perciformes; Gasterosteidae
Biological process (GO): regulation of transcription by RNA polymerase II
Molecular function (GO): DNA-binding transcription factor activity, RNA polymerase II-specific; RNA polymerase II cis-regulatory region sequence-specific DNA binding
Source: RefSeq, a predicted model, not a curated record